Messenger RNA from Ascochyta rabiei, 1644 nucleotides. RefSeq names its product Threonine synthase. Lineage: Eukaryota; Fungi; Ascomycota; Dothideomycetes; Pleosporales; Didymellaceae. Bases 1 to 1644 code for a protein of 547 amino acids. Gene Ontology annotation, biological process: L-threonine biosynthetic process. The transcript has 3 exons. Gene Ontology annotation, molecular function: threonine synthase activity; pyridoxal phosphate binding. The record is from RefSeq and is a predicted model, not a curated record.
AUGUCAUCGCAUACCGCGUCCCAACGCUAUCUGAGUACCCGUGGAGGGUCCUACGAUUUCUCCUUCGAGGAGGUCGUUCUCAAGGGUCUUGCCUCCGACGGCGGUCUCUUCAUUCCCGAGGAGAUUCCUACCCUCCCCGAUGACUGGGCGUCCAAGUGGCAGAACCUGUCCUUCGAAGAUCUUGCCUACGAGAUCUUCUCCCGCUACAUCUCCUCCUCCGAGAUCCCGCCUGCCGACUUGAAGGACAUCAUUCACCGAUCUUACUCCACAUUCCGCGCAAAGGAUGUCACACCGACUGUCACACUUGACAAGGAGAAGAACAUCCACCUGCUGGAACUCUUCCACGGCCCCACGUUCGCCUUCAAGGAUGUCGCGCUUCAGUUCUUGGGCAACUUGUUCGAAUACUUUCUCGUGCGCAGGAACCAGAACAAAUCAGGUCGCGAUAGGGAACACUUGACCGUCAUCGGCGCAACAAGUGGUGAUACUGGCUCAGCUGCCAUCUACGGUCUGCGCGGAAAGAAGGAUGUGUCUGUCUUCAUCAUGCAUCCGGAGGGCAAAGUCAGCCCUGUCCAGGAGGCACAGAUGACCACUGUCCUUGACGCGAACGUGCACAACUUGGCCGUGGACGGCACAUUCGAUGACUGCCAGGAUUUCGUCAAGGCUCUCUUCGCCGACCCUGAAAUCAACAAGACUCACCGCCUCGCUGCCGUGAACUCCAUCAACUGGGCGCGUAUCCUCGCCCAGAUCACAUACUUUUUCUACUCUUACUUUGACCUCGUCAAGUCUGAGUCCUUCCUUCCCGCUUCGGCUGUCCGUUUCGUCGUGCCCACCGGAAACUUUGGUGACAUCCUCGCCGGAUAUUUCGCGAAGCGCAUGGGUCUGCCUGCCGAGAAGUUGGUCAUUGCAACCAACGAGAACGAUAUCCUACAUCGCUUUUGGGAAUCUGGAAAAUACGAGAAGAAGAAGGUGCACGGCAGGCAAGCUGAGGGCGGUCUGGUUGAGGAUGGCGUCAAGGCACAUGAGGACGGCGUGAAGGAGACACUCAGCCCAGCUAUGGACAUCCUUGUGUCGUCCAACUUCGAGCGUCUGUUGUGGUUCCUCGCGUAUGAUGUCUACAGCACGUCUUCAGAUGCGGUCUCACAGCGACGCAGCCAGGCAGGCGACCACGUCCGACAGUGGCUGAGCGACCUGAAGACUGAAGGCGGCUUCGCUGUUGACUCGCAGAUCCUCAAGAAGGCCCAGUCUGAUUUCGCCUCGUACCGUGUCAGCGAUGACGAGACCAUCAAAACCAUUAAGAAUAUUUUCCACGCAGGCCCGUCGAAGAGCUACGUGCUUGACCCUCACUCCGCUAUCGGUAUCGCAGCUGCCCUCCAGUCUGCUGAGGUCUCAAAGCCUCCCUCCACACACCAUAUCGCGCUCGCGACAGCACACCCUGCCAAAUUUGCAAAUGCUGUUGAGCUCGCAUUGCCUGAGCAGAAGGAGUACUUCAAGGAGAAGGUGCUGCCCAACGAAUUCAAGGGUCUUGAGGACAAGCCCAGGAGAGUCAGCCAUGCUAAGAAGUCGGAAGGCUGGCAAGGCGUACGCAAGAUUGUCGUCGCUGAGGUAGAAGCUGAGCUACAAGCUGCUGAGCAGGAGGGCCAGUAG